Molecule: messenger RNA, 1812 nt
Organism: Trypanosoma theileri
Lineage: Eukaryota; Euglenozoa; Kinetoplastea; Trypanosomatida; Trypanosomatidae
Product: putative condensin subunit 1
Exons: 1
Coding region: 1-1812 (603 amino acids)
Biological process (GO): DNA replication initiation
Cellular component (GO): nucleolus
Molecular function (GO): chromatin binding
Source: RefSeq, a predicted model, not a curated record
AUGCAACGCUAUUUAAUGAACACGACCUACCUUCAGGGUCAAUUGAAGGAACUCCAUAUUCUUCACAACAAGACCGUUACAGAAUAUGGUGAAUUGGUGGAAAAUCUCUUUAAGGAGUGUAAUAUUUUGUGUGAUGUGAUCCCUGGAUAUAAAAUCUCAGCCACAUUGGAAGAUGAAGAUGGAGCUCAAGGGGGACGUAAACAGAAGGAAGUCUAUCAAGUGCAAAAACUUGAACAUGAGGUGUUAGCACAGUAUGAACACUUUCUACAACUCUUACGAAGACUUCAACGUAAAACACAUCCAGAACAACAAGCGCUUGGAAGUCGACUUUGUGCUCAAUUAGUUUCUCACGCUUCUGAGUUUAAUCAUGCGGAUAAACUCCUUUCAUUGGCUGUAGAUUUUGCAAAUGCAAAGUCCACACGAGUUGCUCAACCAGCAUUAAAAGCCCUUUCUGAACUUCUUGAUGGUCAGAUGGUAUCUGAUGCCACAGAGUCUAUCGUAUCAGCUAUAUUAAAUAUUGUACGUAGACAGAGUUAUGCUAUGAAUCCUAAAUUACUAAAUCUUUUAUUACAUAUUCGAGUGGCUCUAGUAGAUAUCCAUCGUCGUGAUUUAACGGAAGAAAAAGCUAAAAAUAAACGUCUUAAAAAAGAAGAUAAAGAAUUAGCUCGACAAAUGCAAAAGAGUAAAGCACGUAGAGAUCGUGCAGAAGUUGCCGUUAAACAAGGUCGUAUUCUACACCGUGUAUUUGUUAUUUAUUUACGUAUUAUGGAAGCCUCCAAGUCAUGCUCACAACACCACCAAACCAAAAUUCUUGCUCCCACAUUAGAGGGACUUGUAAAGUUUGCACCAUUGGUAAAUGUGGAACUCUAUCAUCAACUCCUCACCGCAUUAAAAGAUCUUGUAAAUGAUGAAACUACAUCUGUGACUACGAAACUUCACGCCCUUGUUGCGGUAGCCUCAUUGGCACAACGUGAUGCCACUGCAGCUGCGGGAGAUUGGCGUGUGGAUCUUAGUUACUUCCAUGAAGUACUCUUUCGCUGUUUAAUUGAUGCUCUUGAUAUUCCAAAGAGUGAUACCGCAAAGGCCCCAGAGGAAAAAGAGGAUUCUAAUGAUCAAGAUGAUGCCGUUUCUCAAGGAUCCUCCUCUUCAGCUGGUUCUCUCUCUUCACAGGCAUUUUCUAUUGCCAACUCCAUGGCACAAGCAGACUUUGUUCAAUCCAACGCUUCACGAGAAUGGACAUUUCGUGUAGGAUUGGUAUUACGUGCUGUGGAUUUGUUGGUAUUGACACAGAAACAUUUACCAAUUUCACGGGUUACGGCUAUUGUACGUCGUAUUACACAAGCAAUUCCAUCCUGUCCUCCUCAUAUUGCUCUCGCUUUACUCGCAUUAAAUCAUCGUCUUAUUCUUCGUUAUCCUGCAGUGGGCGGUAUUGUUAUUGGCGGUAGCGAUAAUGUUAUUGGUGGACGUGGUGCCUAUAACCCUAUGGCCUUGCAAACAGUUACUUCUAAUGCAGAUAGUAGCUUUACAUGGGAAUUGAGUCUCUUAACAAAGAGUUAUCAUCCCACACUGCGACACGUCUCGGAGGUGUUCUGUCGUCAUUUCCAUAAACUCUCCAAAUACACACAAGGACAGGAACCAAUUGUAACAAAGCAGUUGGAUGCACUUGGCCCAUAUGAAGUGUUGGAGUCCUACGACCCGUCAUUAGGGGAGCUGCGACCACCACCGCCAUUGCCAGAGGCGGUAAAGAGAAAGAAGAAUGGCACAAAGCGAGGCCGCAAUGAUAUGGCAGAAGAUGAAAAAUAUGAAAAUUAG